GCGCAGUUGUUUUUGAAUACCUUGAGGCAUUUCUAAUUCCAAAAAAGAUACAAUCUCCGUCACGGCUGCUCUAAGGGCGCAUGAGAUGCGUCCGCGGUUACUGCUGAGGGAUUUUUCCCCCCUCUCACUGGCUGACGUUGCGUGGAUGUGUGAAUGACUUUACCGCAUGUGCACGCACGGAAGAGGCGAUAGAUAUUAGAAGCAGAAGGAGGGUUCAGAUCUUAUUUCUGAACUUUAAUGCACCCACGGAUAUUCUGCUCCCAUUCUGAAUACGCGGUUGCGACGUUCUCUCCCCCUCUCUGCUGACAGAGAGACCACUUGUACCGCCGUCACAACUGUGCCAAGAGACAGGGAGUCUUUGAAAGGCACCGAAUCAGACCCGAGCAGCAUAUAAAUCAGCGUCCCGGAGUGCGUUUUGCUGCUGGCACCGGCGAGAAAAGGCAUUGUGGCGAAAGAACCGAGCUGAGGGAACAUGGGACUUUUUCCUGUUUGAAGAGCUGAGGACCUCAACAGUGAGACGAGAGCGGAUGUAAAAGCCCGUUAUUCCUCGGGCGCGCACCGGAGAGGAGGCGCAGCAUCCAUCCAUACGCACUUUGUGAUUAUUUUUAUUUAUUUUUUAAUCCUGCGCUGCUUAUGUGAGAAGGGGAACCUUUUUGGAUUAAGAGUCCAUUUUCCAGAACCAAACACCCCGUUUGUGAAACCAUGAACGUCGGGGUGUUUUUGCUUGUUUGUUCUGCGGCAUUUUUCACCGGGCUGCUCUGCGCCCCGCCAAGGACCACAGCGGGCAUGGAUGUCCCUGCCGCUGGAUUCGGCGGCAGCAGCGGGGAAACCGGCACCAAGAGAGAUUCGAACCAGACCAUACUGUCUAGAAACAAAAGGAGAACCCUGGCCGUGGAUUUCGCCGUACCCUCGCUGCUGCGAUAUUAUCUGGCGGAGUUCAUAAAGAGACCCCUGAACGGCGACUGUCAGAGUUUCAGCGGCUGCUACACGGUGCGCGCAAACUUAAAAAUGCACUGCAUUCCUCUGCAGAAAACCGUCGCUACUUUUGUGGAACCGAAAUCCACAGGAGAGCCGAGAAACAGGUCCGCUGAUGGACAGCUCCCCUUCUUCAACAAGCGGCCGCUGUCCAAAGUUCUGAAUCUGGGCUUAACUAAGGCAAACAGGAAAUCCAACCAAGUGGUGGUGGAAAUAGGAGAGGAUCUGGUCAAGAACGGAUGCGGGGGGCUGGCCGUGUACGAGGAGGACCCCGUGCUCCUGCUGGAGGUGGACCUCAGGGAGAUCCUAGAGUGGUGGCUUGGAGCGGACGGGGGCCGGCUUAGGGUUCGGCUCAUGCCCGAGAAAAAGGCGCAGGUGCCCGGGAUAGAGGAUCGAUACACAGCCGCCAUCCGAGCUGCAGAUCCCCGCCUGUACCUCCAGAUCUCUUCCCGGGGUGAAUCUCUAGACAGCAGGAAUGCUAUCGGGAUUCCCCGAGGGUACUGGAGCUUUUCCUGGGUAGCCGAGGAUGACCUGAGUUUUCCAAAUGACACCGCAACCAAGUCAGAUCAGCGGUGCCUUGGCGACAGCAGGACAUGCAGCCUCCAGCAAGGGGAUGUUCCAGAAUUUACUUGGAGCAUCGUGGCAGCAGGAGACCAGAGAGAAGAAAGAAAUGGGAAAAGUGAAAAGAAGACUGAGAGUCCUCAUGGUUGGGAGGAAGGUAAGAACGAAGGUCAGUUCUUCUGGGUUAACAGUUCAGCCUUUGGAGGCCCGUGGGUGCUGAGCCCCUGGCUGUGGGGGGGUGAAGGGCCAUGCAGUCUGGACAUGGCUGUGUUUUUCCACCCCAAACAAAGUGGACAGUACACAGUUUGGGUCAUAGAGCGAGACAAGCCACCUGUCGCCUUCUUCUCUACUGACACUCUGCCACACAUCACGGGCUGGGCAGUGGUCCAUCUCACCCUGGGGACCAACGGGGGUUCGCCUUUUCGCAUCUCAGCCAGCUACGAUCAGCGGAUCCCCCAUGAUGAUACUGCCACUGUCGAACCUCACUUCACCACCAACUGCACCAUGGCAUCCUCUCCAGGCCCAAAUAUCACCCUGGAGGGACUGUACCAUUGUUACCAGGGGCCGCCGAUCCCUAUGGACAAACUUUGCGACUUCAGCACAGACUGUCCGCUCGGAGACGACGAAGGCACUCUUUGCCGACACUUUCUCAAUGGUAGCUACUGCUCUUUUGAGGAGGGCGAUUGCAGCUGGCAGCCAGUUCCAGGCCGAAGCCUUUCCUGGAGACGAUCCCCAUCCAAAGGAACCAGACAGAGCUGCCCCUCAUCAGGGACAACAUUAACUUUAGAGGAAGGCCAAUCCAAAGCUCAGCGUGACUCAGCUCUACUGAAGAGUCCUCUCUUCCCUCCUCCUCUCAGAAACUCCCCAUGCACGGUGAGGUUCUGGUUCUGCUCCGGAGGCUCACAGAGGGACUCGUUAUCCUUGUGGAUCGUGGAGAACAGCACAGGCCUGGAUGAGCAGCGCAGGCUGUGGCACUCGGCCAGCGAGCCCAAAUCGGAAAGAGGCUGGAGGCUCAUCACACUUCCUCUUUACGGGCUGGCAGACUGGUUUUGGCUCCUGUUCAGUGCAGAAGAUAGACCUGGACCAGGUUCAGCCAUCUUUCUUGACAACAUCUCUUUUAGCAUGGACUGCUUCCUGGCAUCCAAUGGGGAGUUUCCACCAGUGGCCACCAGCAUAACCCAGCUCCCACUAAAACCUACCACCAAGACUUCACUGCCUUCCAUCAGAAGCCCUGCCGUGGACCCCACUACCGCAGAUUACACCAAGAAAUGGAUUUUUCACACCUGUGGGGCUGUGGGUCCUGAGGGCCCGACUCCCACUCAGUGCCUCAACUCCUACAGGAGCAGCAACAUCAACGUGACGGUUGGCACCCACGGUCCCUUCAAAGGCAUUCAGAUGUGGCGGGUCCCAGAAACAGGCACCUACAGGAUCACUGCCUAUGGGGCAGCUGGUGGAAGGAGUGUGAUGGCCAUGAGCAGGUCACAUGGUGUGUACAUCACAGGAGACUUUCUGCUCAGGAGGGGCGAGCUGCUUCAUAUCCUGGUGGGACAACAAGGAGAGGACGCCUGCCCCAAUUCCAAUAGCGUGCUGAACAAGAUCUGCAUGGAGCAGAGUGGCCCCAAGGUGGACAGAUCUCAAGUGAAAGGUGGUGGAGGAGGAGGCGGCGGGGCAACGUAUGUGUUCAAGGUGGACAAAAGAGUUUACAUCCCUCUCAUCAUCGCCGCUGGUGGAGGCGGCCGAGGCUACAGCAGCCAAUCAGAAAACCAGCUGGAGCAGAUGGACUAUGACCCCAGCCAACCGGGACGCAACGGGAGGUCUCACUCUUCAGGUGGAGGCGGAGGUUGGAAUGACAGCACUCCUGUCAGCCAGGGAGGCCGACCACUGGUGUUGGGAGGCCAGGGAGGGCAGGCCUGUCAUAAGUUCUGGCAGACCCGCGGUGGCUUUGGAGGUGGCGGGGGUGGAUGUAUGUCAGGAGGCGGCGGUGGAGGCUACAGAGGAGGGAACACCUCUCUAGAAGACAAGCCCAAAGCCGAUGGUGAUGACGGUACGUCGUUCCUCGGUCCAGAUGGAGAGCCGUUCCUUUAUCCUCUAAAAGCCAUGGAGGGAGACGGAGAAGUGAUCAUCAGCCCUGUUCAGAAUUGUAGCCACUGUGAAAGUGGCGAAUGCCAUGAGAGCAAAGACAGCAUCAUCUGUUACUGCGACGAAGAACUCGUCCUGGCCACAGACGGAGUGUCCUGUAUCAACGCUUCAGAGGCGUCCCUGCUGCCUCCACAGCCGUCUCUCUCCCACCUGGCCCUGGGUCUGUCUGUGGGCACCUCUGCACUCAUCGCCGCCCUGCUGCUGGUUGUUUCUGGAGUCAUGAUAAUGUACAGGCGUAAACACACGGAGCUGCAGUCCAUCCAACUGGAGCUGCAGAGUCCAGACUGCAAGCUCAGCAAGCUGCGGGCGUCCACCAUCAUGACCGACUACAACCCCAACUACUGCUUCGCCGGCAAGACGGCGACGGUCAGCGACCUAAAAGAAGUGCCGCGCCGCAACAUUUCCCUCACCAGGGGUCUCGGCCACGGUGCAUUUGGGGAGGUCUAUGAAGGGCUGGCUGUGGGGAUACCAGGUGAACCGAGUCCACUGCAGGUGGCUGUAAAGACGCUUCCUGAGGUUUGCUCUGAGCAAGAUGAGCUGGACUUCCUCAUGGAGGCUCUUAUCAUCAGUAAAUUCAACCACCAGAACAUUGUACGUUGCGUCGGAGUGAGUCUGCAGGCCAUGCCCCGUUUCAUCCUGCUGGAGCUAAUGACCGGAGGAGACCUCAAGUCUUUCCUGAGGGAGACUAGACCUCGGCUGGACCAGCCGUCCAGUUUGACCAUGGUAGAUCUUCUCAACGUGGCCAGAGACAUCGCUAAGGGCUGCCAGUAUCUGGAGGAGAACCAGUUUAUACACAGGGACAUUGCAGCUCGGAACUGCCUUUUGACCUGUAAAGGACCAGGCUGCGUGGCCAAGAUUGGAGACUUUGGGAUGGCUCGGGACAUUUACAGGGCGAGCUAUUACAGAAAGGGCGGGCGUGCCAUGUUGCCAGUGAAAUGGAUGCCACCUGAGGCCUUCAUGGAGGGCAUCUUCACAUCUAAAACAGAUACAUGGUCAUUUGGGGUGCUUCUGUGGGAGAUCUUCUCUCUGGGAUACAUGCCGUACCCGAGUCGCAGUAACCAGGAAGUGUUGGAGUUUGUUACCAACGGUGGGAGAAUGGACCCGCCUAAAAACUGUCCUGGGCCAGUGUACCGUAUUAUGACCCAGAGCUGGCAGCACCAGCCUGAAGAUAGACCGAACUUCUCUACCAUUCUGGAGAGGCUUGACUACUGCUUACAGGACCCAGAUGUGGUGACCGUGGCUCUGCCUGUCGAGUAUGGUCCGGUUCCUGAGGAGGAAGAACCAGUACCUGUGCACCCUGAGGCCCCGGCAGUUCUGCUGAAUGCGCAGGUGCCUGAUGGGGAGGCUUCGCAGCAGCCCCCAUCCUAUCCAACAGACGACAGGAGAGGAGGGGAGCAUGCGGUCCUAACCAGCACAGCACCAGAGGCCAAAGCACAGACGUCCACUCCGUCCCAGCCUUGCAUUCACCAGCCUCAAAUGCAGACCUCCGUGAUGACAACUAACGCAGUCACCUCUGCACCCCAGUCCACUCUCACUGCCAAGGGACCUCAUGCCACAGCCCAGCCAACCUCAGAGGGGGGGCACAUUAACCUGGCUUUUAGCCAGGGUCACCCACAGGAGAAGGAGGGCCACGGUGGGAAAAACACCAGUCUGUGGAAUCCCACGUAUGGUUCGUGGUUCCUGCAGCAGCAGAGGAAGCAGCAGCUGCAGAGGCAGGGAGGGGUGGGAGGACCAGGAGGCAGCACCGGCAGGGUGCCUGGCGAGGGGCAGGAGCACGUGGGCCGGACAGUGGCUGAAGUGGCAGGCUCACUGGGUCUCCAGCACCAGCACAAGCAGUUUCAGCAUCAGCUCCAGCAGCAACACCAAUUGCAGCUGCUUCACCAUCAGCAGCAGGGUUUCUGCAGGCCACUGUUACCUCCCCCACCCCCUCCUGCUGCCCAGUCACCUCUGCUCUUAGAUUCAACAGCCUUGCCCCCAGUUCCACUGUACCGGCUGAGAAGGUUCCCUUGUGGAAACAUUGGAUACGGCUACCAGGACCCGGGACUGCCACUGGACACCAACCCCCCUCUGCCCCAGCAAGGCACCUCUGUAACAUCCUCAGCAAUCCACCAGAGAGGGGCGCCAAUGCCCACUUCGAUGACCCUGGGCCGUGCAGGUCUGUCCGAGGACAGUCGGCCGCUGCUCGUUACCAUGGGAACAGUGCAGGACACAAGGCUGCCCAGGAUUGAGGGCCACAACGCCACCGUGCUUUAGCCCAGAGGCCUGAAUGUGUCCCUCAGCUUUGGUUCUUUUUUCCUUGUUGUGACAGAACCUCUCUAUGAAAGGGGCCUUCUACAGACAACCCCCCUGCAGACCUUAAGCACAUAAAAAAAGCUUUGAGAGGUGGACAAAGACGAAAAUACAGUAAAGGAAUUUUAAGUCAAAAAAUGUAUUUUUUCAUGGAGUGAGUAAACCGAGGAUGGAUCAUGUGAAGAGUUUGACUUCCUACAUGUUUAUGGCUAGAAGGACUUUAGAUAAAAUCUUUUUAUUUUACCAGACAGACAUGUUUCACACAAGUGUAGGUGACCCACUGCUGCCAGUCAUCUGCAGAACCAGGACCACUGUUCCUUGUCCACAGGGAGCACAACAUGCUGAAGAACUUAUCAGACUAUUUUUUCAAAAAUUAGACACUGCAUUACCAGACAAAUUUAUACUGAGGAAAAAACAGGAGGAUUUACAAAAAAUGUAGAUGUUUUGCUUGCCUGCUUGUUUAUUUAUGAAUUCAUUUAUUUAUUAUUUGGAAGUGGCAGUGUAAAUAAUUGAUGAACGCCUUUUCAAAUCCAACACUUUUUUUUUUUAGCUGAUUUGAUGUUUUUUUUAUCAGUACAGAGCAAAAGCAAUCCCAUAAAAAGGGACUCAGGUCACAAGAGAUCUGUUUGUUCUUUAAGAUGGAUUUAAAGGAUCAAGUUCCACUCCCAUUUCUUAAAGACAGUUUACUUUUACUCUGUUUAUUUCUUUUCCCUCUAUAUAUAGAACUCAUUGUUGUUGCUCAAUUGAUCUUUGAUUUCCAUCCCAAAUUUGUAUAUUUUAUCCCUUUUUCUAUCCCAGGAUGGUUGUUGUGGAAAACGAACGUGUGAAAACCUUUUUUUGCUCUCAUCGUUAGUAAGUACGUCCACCUUUCUCUGUCCUGAUUGGUCAUUAAUAUUGAGGUGAAUUUACUUUUUGAAGAUGCUUUUGCUUUGACGGUAUUUGGGAACUGGUCGGUCCAUGAGCUGUCACUAUGCUCUGUAUUUAAAGUUUCCUAUUGGCUAAUGAGUUAUUUUCCGGUGCUUGUGUUAAACCAUGUUAACUCUGUGUUCCUCUUUUCACGGCUCACCUGUCGUUUGAUGUAUAAAACCCAACUGCACAUGUAAAUGUUGUAGACUUAUAAAGUAUUGUCCUAUGGCUCUGGUAAAAGCUGUACAUUGCCCUUCAGAAAACAAUCGCCAAAAUGAAUAAAUUACUAUAUAACGAUUA
Molecule: messenger RNA, 7170 nt
Organism: Girardinichthys multiradiatus
Lineage: Eukaryota; Metazoa; Chordata; Actinopteri; Cyprinodontiformes; Goodeidae
Gene: alk
Product: ALK receptor tyrosine kinase
Exons: 29
Coding region: 703-5928 (1741 amino acids)
Biological process (GO): positive regulation of kinase activity; regulation of cell population proliferation; regulation of neuron differentiation
Cellular component (GO): membrane; signaling receptor complex
Molecular function (GO): transmembrane receptor protein tyrosine kinase activity; ATP binding
Source: RefSeq, a predicted model, not a curated record